Molecule: messenger RNA, 1007 nt
Organism: Acipenser ruthenus (sterlet)
Lineage: Eukaryota; Metazoa; Chordata; Actinopteri; Acipenseriformes; Acipenseridae
Product: p53 and DNA damage-regulated protein 1-like
Exons: 6
Coding region: 168-614 (148 amino acids)
Source: RefSeq, a predicted model, not a curated record
GGUCUCAGAGAUUAGGCUACGUGUGAUGUGUCAAUGACUUUAUGGAAAUUAAUUUGGUCGGCCUGCAGUGAUCUAGUUUUGGUCUUGCCUAUGGACUUCAAAUCCCAGAAUGCAAUGUUUAUCAAACGCUAGCCCGACCCCUUUAAACAGCUGGAUACAGUGAGGAGAUGAACAAACCUUUAGCGGAAGGUGUUUGCGUGGUGGCUUCGUUUCUGGAAAAUAUGGAAUCUGAGAAGGUGCUACAAUACCUGUGUGAAGUUGAGGAGGCGGCCGAAGAGGUUUUAGCAGAUAGACAGCAGAUUGUGGAUCUGGACAUCAAAAGAAACAGAAACAGGGAGGCACUGAGAGCCCUGCAAGAUGACAGAGAGCAGGCUGACAAGGUGAAGGUUUGCUUUGGGAACAUGUUUAUUAAGCUCCCUAGAGCAAAGACCAAAGAGAUGAUUCAAAAAGACCAGAAACAGCUUGAUAAGGAGAUUUGCGAUCUAAGAAACCAACUGAAAGCGAAAGUGAAUCGACUGAACGAGUUGCAAGGCAAGCCAGAACUCAGGGGUUUCAACCUCACCCCACUCACGAAAGAGGAGCUGCAGGCUGUUAACAUGCAACUUAGAAGAUGAGCUCCAUCCAGGGUUCAUCGUCUUGGAGAAUCAGCUGUGACUGUAAAAGUCUUUGCUUAUUUGUGUGGAGAGUCUGUCUUUCACUUCACAGACUUCAAUGUGAUACUUUGACAUGAGCAGCGUAUUUGUAAUGCAUCUGCUGUCUGUCCUUGGUGUGCUAGCGCUACACAGAGGGCCUGAAUGAAAUAUUCAGAGGGUACAAGUCAUUCAUGUGUGCGCAUGUGUCAUUACAACAUCUCGGUAAGCCAUGCUGGCACUGUGAUCACUCAUUGUGUACUUGUUUCAGACAAAGGUAGUCUGGCACAUGCACUAGGAUCCACCAAUCACAUUUUUGGGACUGCAUUGUUACCAUGAUUAAAAUAAAAUGUGUUUUUUCUUCAUGUAAAGCUGCUA